AUGGCGUGGAGUCUUCGGCGUCAUUACUGUGGUCUCACUUUGUUGUUGAUUGAGGUCACAGUUGACGAUGCGGGUGUGAAAAGGGAAAAUCACGGCUACGUAAGCCAGGGAGCUUCGGUUUCCAGACCUAGUGCCGAACGUGAGAACAACCAGCAACUGGGAGUAGCCGGUGAGAGACCAGUUCAUCGCAUCUCCGAUGCGGGGGAGAAGGGAGGGUCUCUACUUUCUUUUCCUUCGGGAGGGAGGGCGAGGGCAUCUCCGACGACGAUGAGUCGCCGACUGCUGUGUUCAAUUAGUGUCAACCGACGACGGGAGGUGUUGGUGGUGCUGCGCGUGGUUUUAGUCUGCCGAUUUGUGGUUUUCAUGGAGUUUGUAUCGGUGGACUUAGGGCCUAAAGAUUACUCUACUGUCUCACCUGGGAUUUGGGGUAACUUUACCAAGGUCAUCAACGUUCAAGGUGAUGCUAUCGUUGCGUACGAGAGAUCGCGAGCUGCAACGUCUGCCAUAAGUUGGUUCAGCAACACGGAGUUCAUGAUGGCCGAGAUCAAGAACGACUCCCAGCCGCUGAGUUUUGAAAUCCCCCCUCCAUCGAUUUCCGCUUCCUUUCGAGGUGCAACUGAAAUUGAAGAUGACUCAGUUUUGCCGCGAGAUAGCGAGGGAGAGAACGUUGAAGGACCUGGAGGGGGAGAUUAUGAAGGAGGUGGAGGUGGUGGAAGUUAUCCAGGCGCAGCGGGAGGUCGAGGGCGGGGUCAUGCAGAAGCCAAGCCAUGGCAACAAGAAGGAGAUUGGCCUUGCCCAAAUCCAAGCUGUUCCAACAUCAAUUUUUCAUUUCGGGGCAUUUGCAAUCGCUGCAGUACUGCUCGUCCAGCAGGAAAUAUGGCAGCUUUUGGAGGAGGUCCGGGGGGUGGUCGAGGACGAGGUCGAGGUCCUGGUGACGCUGGGAGAGGAAGAGGAUCCGGUGGUCCACCAAGUCUUUUUGGUCCAAGUGAUUGGAAUUGUCCAAUGUGUGGCAACAUAAAUUGGGCAAAGCGCACAAAAUGUAACAUCUGCAACACUGCCAAACCUGGUUUCAAUGAAGGCGGUGCCAGAGAGGGCCGUGCAGGAGGAUACAAAGAAUUUGAUGAGGCUGAGAUUGAGGAAACAAAACGCAGGCGACGGGAGAUGGAAGAGGACGACGGAGAGAUGUACGAUGAAUUUGGCAAUCUUAAGAAGAAGUUUCGCUCGAAGGCCAAAGUAGGUGACUCGCAGGUUGGAUCAGGUUUGACAACUGGUGGGAUGGGUAAGGCUGGUUGGGACAUGGAAGAAUUAGGCGUGGUGGAGGUCUCGAGGGAGAGGAGCAAAGACCGCAAUAGUUCCUGGUCCGACCGUGAUCUAUCUGAUCGGGGAGGAAGGGAUUAUAAUCAGAACGUCGAGAGUGGUCGAAGUAGAUCACGAAGCCGUGAAGUUGGAAGAGGGUCAGCGCGCGGGCGUGCUGUGGAUGAGUGGGAUACUAGAGAGAGAGACAGACCUUCGGAUCGGUUUCGGGGUGAACUAGCUAUUAAGGAUCAUGACAGAUCAUAUCAUGAGUCAGGGAAGGACAAGUUUGGCGAGGAGCUGCGUGGCCGAAAGCGAUUAAGAGAGCGUGAUAGGUUCUUAGAUUAACUUUCAUGGGUAUGAUAAUAGUACAAUUGGUGAGUCCAUUCUGCCCAUCCAUGACGCUAACUGAGGACUGAUCUGGAGAGACUAUGUUCAUGAAGAAACUGGCUCAUAUUUCACACCGAAUAAGCUUUUGCUUACUGAAGUUUGGAACAACUGGAAGUGCCGAAUCAGAUUUUUGGGUGAACAGGGAGUUACGUAUUUUAAAGCCUAGUGAUAACUACGAAUCAAGUUUUUGUAGAAGCAACCACUAUGGCCAUCAGUCUGGAAAAUAUCCCUGAAAUCACUGGAAUGCAGCCAACUGAUUAGCCAAUUUUGAAUAGCUGUUGAGAUCUGCACAAUUUAAGAGGAAAUCCAACAUUUCUCAACCUGUGGCGAGGUUCCUGACUACUUUUCUACAGUGAUUAUGAUCGAUUCUAAUUAUGCGCAUCCCGGUCGACUGAGUCAAUGGAACAGUUACAGCUUGAAGCUCUGGAAACAGUGACCCAAAAGUUCGUGAGACGAUGUAAGACGUGUAAGACGUGUAAGAGGAUGUUCUUUAGCCAGAAAAAGAGAAUUACAUUCUGUUCGUGACGGUCUUCAUGAGGAUAUUAAUACAACCCAUUGGCUGUGUACAUGUGAGCUUGGUGUUAGGGUGUGUUCUAAAAAAUAUAUCUUUCUAUACUGUAUUCUACCGUGCAAACCACAUCCCUGUUUCUACAUGUUCAUGCUUUUAGUGCUUAUGGUAUGCAUUAAAAAGCUUUUUGCUGCAAUGGGGAUGUUGAUAGUAUAUAAUACUUCUAUGUUUAGUAUCUGGAGUUCCGUUAAUUUGAAUAAAAAUGCGAGUGUUUCAAUGUA
This is a messenger RNA of Physcomitrium patens, 2472 nucleotides long. The record is from RefSeq and is a predicted model, not a curated record. NCBI's taxonomy places the organism in Eukaryota, Viridiplantae, Streptophyta, Bryopsida, Funariales, Funariaceae.